Molecule: messenger RNA, 2418 nt
Organism: Schistosoma bovis
Lineage: Eukaryota; Metazoa; Platyhelminthes; Trematoda; Strigeidida; Schistosomatidae
Source: the annotation of a GenBank genome assembly
AUGAAACGUCAGCCUCCUAAUGUUAUAAUCGGAGCGUCUAAAUCCAAGAUGCGUCAAACAACCUUGGUCCCCACCGAGAACCUUUCACAGUCAAUAAAUGAAGAAUUGUGGGAAAAUACCGUCUCUCUGUUAGUAUAUACACAUCCCAAGUGUGAACCCAGUAGCAAAAUUUUAGGCCUAGAUAUGGACGGAACGAUUAUUGUUCCGUCUUCAGGAAAAGUUUUUCCAAAAGACUACCAAGAUUGGAAAUUGAUCAACGACAAUGUUAUCCCUAAGCUCAAGGAAUAUUUUGAAAAAGGAUAUAAAAUUGUUUUGUUCUCUAACCAAAAAGGUAUAACAAAAGGCUACCAAGAUAUAUUUAGUUUCAAGUUAAAAAUACAAAAUAUUGUAGACAAAUUAAACAUACCAAUCCAAGGUUUGUUUUCUAUCUUAGAUGAUAGAAACCGCAAACCUCUCACCGGAAUGUGGGAUUUUCUUAAUGACAAAGGUAAUUCUGGAAUGUCUAUUGAUUUGUUCGCAUCCUUGUAUUCUGGCGAUGCUGCUGGUCGUCCAGCUUCUGGAAAGCGUAAGAAAGAUCAUUCAUGUGCUGAUCGUUUAUUUGCCCAAAAUGUUGGAAUUCGCUUUUUAACACCAGAACAGCUGUGGUUUGAUCAAUUAGAUACAGAGAAAUUUGAGAUGCCUAAAUUCAAUCCAACUGAAUUGUUAACUAAUGACGAUGUACAAAAUAGUAAAUUACCAAGAAUUGACCGACCAAACAAAUCAGAGCUUAUUUUAAUGGUAGGAUCUCCUGGGUCUGGUAAAUCGCACUUUUGUAGUCGAGUGUUGGCACCAUUAGGUUAUGAAGUAAUUAGUAGGGAUAAUGUUGGUACGUGGCAAAAAUGUGUACAAGCUGUUGAGCAAGCUAUAUCUAAAGGUCUUCCAGUUGUAGUCGACAAUACAAAUAUGGAUUUAGAGUCACGAACACGUUAUAUUAAAAUUGCUAAAGUAUGGGAUAUACCAGUGAAAUGUUUUAUCAUGGAGACAUCUAUGGAACAUGCUCAACAUAAUGAACGUUUUCGCGCUCUAACAAAUUCGUCGCAUAAACCAAUCAGUCAAAUGGUUUUCAAUAUGAUGAAAUCAAAAUAUGAAAAACCAACUAUGGAAGAAGGUUAUCAAGAAAUUAUAACUAUUCCAUUUAUAUUAGACAAGAAUAUGGAAAAUCUUUCAUUAUAUUCUUCAUCAACUCAACAACCUAAUUCUGAUAUUAUUAUGAAUUAUUCUAAUAAUAAUAAUAAUAAUAAUAAUAAUAAUAAUAAUAAUAAUACCAGUAACACCAUAGUAAAUAAAUUAAAUAAUGAUAAUAUUGAAUACUUUUAUGAAACAAAAGAAUGGUAUUUAAAAUAUUUUAGCCGUUAUUGUGAAAAAGGUGAAAAACAAUAUCAACAACAAAAUCUCAAUCAAACAUCUCAUGAACAAAACAAUCAUAAGAAAUAUCAACAAAAUGAAAUUAUGGAAGUGGAACAACAGGAACAACAACUAACAUCAUCAUCAUCAUCAUCACAACAACAACAACAACAAAAUAUAUGGGAAACAUGGACAGAAGAAUGUGAUAUCAAAUUGAAGAUACGUUUAGCUGGUUUUGGGCAUUUAUGUAUUUUACGUGGUAAAAUGAUACUUGAAUCAUAUUUUCUAAUUUUAUCAAAGAAAUGGAUGAAAGCAGUAAUUGUCGGUGGAGAUGAAGUUAUGAUUCAAAUAAGACAAUCUAACAGAAUGAAACGAUUUCGAAUGACAUUUUUCAAUGAAACCGAUGCAAAUGAUUUUUUUAUGAAUUUAUCGAAAUUCGCUGCAACUAAUACUACUACUACUACUACUACUACUACUACUACUAAUAAUAAUAAUAAUAAUAAUAAUAAUAAUAAUAAUACUUUGGUGAAUAACAAUGAAUCAAUAAAAAACAAAAGUAAUUUAUCAACAGAAACUAUUUUAAAUAAAAUGCUAAAUAAUCCUGUUCAAUUACCAGAAAGUUGGUCUACUGAAUGGCCAACUCAAAGUUUAGAAGGUCUUAUACGAUUAUGUUUGAUUGAUCCAAAUUUUCCAGGAUUUGUAAAUCGAAUUGAUAGUAUUAUGAAAAAAUUUACAUGUACAAUGAGUGAUUUAUCAUCACAGUGAUGAUGAUGAUGAUGAUGAUAAUCUUCUUCGGUUUUUCGGUAAAAAGAAAAGUUGAUCAGAGAAAAGUAUUUGUUUAAUGUACUUCAAUUAAUCACAUUAAUUUGGUCAAGUUACUGUUUGUUUCAAUUAAUUAAAUUGAACAGCAUUAUUAUUAUUAUUAAAUUGUUGGUUUUAGUUAAUACAAUCUUCAGUUGAACAGUUUCGCUUCUGAUUUUAAAGAAAUUUUCUCAUACCGAACUAACAUCAUUCGAAGAGAUAGUAGCAAUCAGG